Molecule: messenger RNA, 8807 nt
Organism: Galleria mellonella (greater wax moth)
Lineage: Eukaryota; Metazoa; Arthropoda; Insecta; Lepidoptera; Pyralidae
Biological process (GO): autophagy
Cellular component (GO): intracellular membrane-bounded organelle
Molecular function (GO): protein binding
Source: RefSeq, a predicted model, not a curated record
UGUGGAUUGUGGCUUUUUAGUCGUAGAAUUUGUAAAUGCGUAUUUAUUGUUUAGGUUGGAGUAAUAUUAAGUGAAAUAGCUCCUAAAAUUAUCGCAAAAUAUUAGUGAGUGGUGUUGCUUUUUGCAAUAUGUACGGGAUUUAUUAUACAAUAUCUAAUACAACAAUCACCUAAUAAGCAAGGAAAAUGGACCCAAUUAGUGACAAUGACUGGCUUGGAUACAAGAAUGAAGCAGUUGAUGAAACACGGAAUAUCGUCAAUAUUGUUCGUAGCUGUCAUUGGAGAGAACAAGGCAUUAACCCUCCACACUGCCUUGCCAAUAAGACAGUGCUAGAAAAUAUAGCUGAAGAUAUUCUUGUUCAGAAACCUCUUAAGAUAAGAUCAUGCGAUUUACCUGGUUACCCGAGGUCUACAUUCUUGAUGGUGUUUAGCCCUGAUGGGACCAAAGUUGCAUCAACUCAUGGUAACCAUAAUGUUUAUGUAUCUGAACUGGCGAGUGGUAAACAUGUUCGCAUACUAAAGGGCCACCCACGGACGCCUUGGUGCAUCGCUUUCCACCCAUCCCAUCCUCAAUUAAUUGGCUCUGGCUGCUUAGGCGGUCAGGUGCGGGUGUGGGAUAUUGCCAGUGGUGGAAGUGAAGUAUGGAACGUGCGAAACGAGACAGUAAUAGCAUCUAUUGCAUUUCAUCCUCGUGACCAAUUGCUAGUGAUUGCGACGCAUAAUGAACUAUAUUUCUGGGACUGGAGUCAACCUGCGCCAUUUACUAAAGUUUCCACUAAUAACAUAAAUGAAAAAGUUAGAUAUGUAGCGUUUGAUGCUCUAGGUUAUAAAUUAAUAACUGGAAUAUCCUUAUGGGUAAACUCGGGGGGACUUGGUAACUUGUUCGUUCAGCAGAAUCAAACACCGGGUUCUGCUUCCAAUAGUAAUAGCAAUAGAAGAGAUGACCCUGAUGAUAAUCCAAAUGAAUCUAGAGAACAGGAUAACCCAGGAUCAGCUCAGGACAUGAUAGUGAAUUCAUACCAAAACCUGGUACAGAGAUACGAUAGUCUUGUUAGGAAUUACCAACGAUUAUUCAGAGUUCGACACAGACUUGUAAAUACAAGCACCCCGCCCCCGCCAAACACGAUGGAUAGAGGAACAGAUCCUAUGGAAACUGAUACGUCGGCUGGGAUGUCGAGCUGGACGCGAUCUACUCGUCCAUCUACCUCAGCAUAUAACGAUGGUUCCACACUACAUCCUAUCCCUGCAAGACCUCAUCAUCAAGACAAUGAAGACAGUAGUGGAGAAGGCAGUAGUAGUCGUUUACUCAAUUUCGAUGUAUUAUCUAUUAACAGUAACCCUAUGAGAAACCAACAUUUGUCACCGAAUCAAGAACAUUCCACUUUCGGAUCCCGUUCCUCGGCAUUUCAACCUCUUGGCGACACGCGGAGAACUUUCCGAUCAAACGUUUCAAAUGAACUCAACUCAACUAGGCUACUACUUAAUCCAUUUUCGUCUUCUAAUAAUUCGCCUCGACCUAACAGGAAUAUGGCUGAUGGUCUGAACAUGUUGUACAGAAACAUCGGGAACACAUCACGAACUAGCAUAUUCACGUCGUCUAGACAUGACUGUGACCGCUCUAGUUUUGCACGAGAUUUCGCCCGACGUCGUCGAAAUUCGUCACCGUCACAGGCUACCCGUGUGCCGGCUCGAAGUAGCAAUGCAACGGGCUUCCCUGACCAAUUACCAUCGACGUCCACAGGCCGCGCAUCUUCCGCUACAAGUUCACCGCGGCCUAUUAUGACGUCCACGUCCACCCAAAUGAGCCCCAUUUCGACACCCGUCGACGCUCAAAGCAUAAAUGAGAGUCUAGAUUUGAUCCGUGAUAUUCUAAGGGACUCGGGAACUAGGCUUUUGAACUUGAUCACAAACAUGUCACUAACGACACUGGAGAGCGUGGAACGCAGCAUGCCAAGGCGAGGCGCAGCGCGAGCUCAGUCAGACGACGGCGACACUGCCCGCCCACGCCUUCGCCUCUUUAGCUCUUCGCUUCGUCGCGACUUUCUUUCCUCGAGUUCUGACUCAGAUAGUGAUCGAUCCCUCGAAGUCAAUAUUUUCAGAACUAGAAACUCUUCAUUUAGGGAGGAUGGUCCCAGGGGUAUGGACGGGUCCUCUACAACCGAUACCAUACAUUCUUCUGAUAACAGACCAGCGGCUACGGAUCGCAUGGUGUUCGAGUUGAAUAAUGAUUUGCCCGAAGAAGAAACGUCCCAUGAUGCUGGUGGUUUCAAUGUAUCGGUAUCGAGGUGCAGGUUUCGGGUUAGGACACAAAAUGAUUCUUCUGGAGAGGGUCCGAGUACGUCUAAUAAUAGAGGUGAAAUGGAGACCGCAAAUAUUAGAACCAGAAAUGAAACAUCAAAUAGUCGAUUAGGCACUGAAACAAUAAAUAUUAGGCAUGGUACUGAGACUCCAACCACCAUGAGAAGCGGGGCUGAUGCUUCUAACUUGAGGUCCAGUACCGAGACCUCAGACAUGAGAGGUGGAACUGGGACGUCAAAUAUUAGAAAUGUGACCGAAACGCCAAACAUUAGUAAUGAGACUGAAACAUCAAAUAUUAGGAACGAAAACGAGACAUCAAACAAUAGGAACGAGACCGACUCCUCCGGGACUCCCUUCACAAACAAUUCCGAUUUUAAUCCAAAUCGUCCUUCCACCAGUAGAGAUUCUAAUAAUUGGCCCAGAAGUAAUGUCAUACCACCUGAUGAGGCAUAUAGAAAAGUAAGAGCUGGUGUGAAAGCAUUACAGAAGCACACUUCACAGCUGACGAAUAUGUGGCUGCGUGGUAAUCGUACUACAAUGCGAGAGUUGCGUAUAAUGUGGGAAAAUUUGCGUCGACGUGUAAUAAUGUUGCAUAGAGAGACAGGUAGACAAGAUUCGCCGAGUUAUUAUACACGGUCACUGUUAGAAAGAUGUAUGAUGUUAACUGAGAUGUCAGACAACAUUACUCUUAAUGCCAGUAGAACUUCAAGGAGUAAUCCAAGAAAUGAAAGUAAUGACAGAAACACUGACGAAUCUCGUGAUGAAUCAGUUAAUACUGAUAAUACGAGAACAAAUAACGAUACUCUCAAUGAACCUUACACAUCGACAGAACCCCACACUGAUAAUAGACAUCCGCAAUCGGGUAGAUCACCUUCUGCUAGAACAUCCUCAAGCUUCCGAUCUUCCCCAUCUAUGAGAAGAAGAUUGCAAUCUAGUUAUAGAUGGAGACCGGAAGAUGAACUUAGGAGACGGUCAAGAAAUCCUACUGCUAAUCGAUUAGCCGCCCGAUAUUCUAGAUCCCGCAGGGACUACUCACGUGCUAUUGAAAUUAGUGCAACAAGACAUGAGAUACAUAUGCGAGCUAUGCAAGUGCUAUCUGUAAUGUUUAAUAUGAUGAUGAUGUGUUUGGAAGAACGGGGACUUAGUCAGCUCAUUAUAGAUAUGUUACGAACAUUAAAAAAAGCCUUAGCAUUAACAUGCUUAAUGUUGAUGACAAAUCGAAAUAACGGAAGGUCGGGAAAUAAUCCAACCCCAUCAGCUCAACCUGUUGAUUCUCUGAAUAUUGUACGUAUUCAAAACGUCGACCACACUGGACCUGUCAAUGUAGAUGGGCCUGAUGAUCCUGCAUCUCCACACGUCACUAAUGAAGUAGAAGAAGACCGAUCACAAAUACAAUCUAAUGAACAUAAGCAAGAUAGUCAAGAUAAACCUUCAAUAUCCCAUUCAAUGACUAUUGAUAGUAAUAUCAUACAAGAAGGUAUUCCGCCAUCUUCAAAUAACACUACACAGAGAUGGAGUAGUCGUCUUGCUGUACAAAUUGCCGCAGCUAAUAGAAAUAAUUCUGCAACAGCUAGAAACAGACGCGAAUUGUAUUUAGAAAGUAGACGGCUAAAAGCUUUACAUAGAACAAACCCAACUGCUCACCCGCUUAUUAAAAAAAGGGCUCUUCCUCCAGUAUCGACUUACAAAAUUCCAGCAUUGCUUAGCUCACCUAAUAGAAUGAAAGAUACAACCUUAAUGACACCCAGGCGUAGACCCAUAUCCAGUAGUAACGACGAACCAGUGGCUGGUCCGUCUAAUGCGCCCUUUCCUCCAGAAAAUCCAAAUCCUGCAAGACCUAGAAACAGCGAAGUAAUGAAUGAAUUCGAACACAGAGUCAAUCUGAUUCGCAUUGCUCACAUGCAAGCGAUUAACUUUAGAAAUGCAGCGCGAAAUAGAUUUAGGCGUCUACAAACAAUUCGUCUAUACACGCCAUCAUCAGUACGAGAAAUGUUCGCUCUGACAUCAAACAAUUCAGACAAUCAACAAAGCAAUCGGUCUCCUCUCCAAAAUACAUCGGAACAUGACAAUCGUCGUCCCUUUGCAGCAUAUCGGCCACAUAUUCUAACCCCGCGUAGUGAAUCUGCUGGCCGGCCUCCUGAUGAUUUCCACGCUGUUCUGAACAACGUUGCCUUGCCACUGAUGCAUGUUAAUGAACAGUCGGCCAACUCGGAAAGCCAAGGAAGCCCUCAGCCUCAGCGGUUACCACGGAUUCACGAAUAUCUACAACCAAUUAUAUUGGCUCAGAAUGCAAUGGUAGUGGAUGUAGAAGGCAACGGAGGUGAGCAAUGGUCCGGGGGUGGUGGUGGUGGUGGUAACGGAGGCGGAGGCGGAGGUGGAGGUGGCGGCGGAGGAGGGGCGGGGGCAAUGCGACGCAUGAGUGGCAUCGCAGGGCUGCUAGACGCCGGUAUCAUCUCCGAAGCCCAACCCGCGCCCUCGCAUCGCGUGCAAGCCUGGGAUUUCACCACCGGCUCUACGCCCGAUAUCGCAGACAGUACUAAAAACGUAGUGGUGCAGAGAUGCAAGAUUCAUAACGAUGCCAGCAUUGACAUAUCCAAAGAUGGCCGACUAUUGGUAGCCUUGCUGCCGCUACCCCGGUUCAGGAAUACUAAUCAAUGGCUCGGUGUGUACUCGCUGGAGUGGGCGCGGCUGGGGCAGUGCCUGCACACGGCGGCGCUGGAGCAGAGCGCAGUGUCCGUGGCGCUGUCGCCCACCGCGCGCCACCUGGCGGUGGGGCUCGGCUCGCGCCGCAUCACCACCACUCCGCACUCGCGCAACAACGUGUUCGCGCUGCUCUACAGGCUCGACCCGAGAGAAAACUCGAGCAGAACGGGCCUGUCGCCGAUAAAGGAACUAGAACAAAACUGGGAACACAGCUUUACCAGCCUUAAUUGCAUCCGCUGGGCGCCCCAGCCCGGACAGGGUCUUGUCUAUGCUAACAACACUGGACAACUUAUAAUUAUGAGUUAAGUAUCUCGUACUGUCAAGACGUAAUUGUCACUGCCAUGUAAAUGACCAACUCUUAAAACGAGUACUACACUAUAUACGAUUAUCCCGAAGUUAUUAUCUACUAUGGUAAUUUCAAAAAAAAAAAGCAUAAAUGCCAUCUACAUGUCUUGUAUUUUGUUUAAACAAUCGUCGCGAAGUUCAUCUUAAAUGAAACAGUAAGGUUAAUUCUGUUUUUUUUUUUGUACUUUCUGUUAAUUCUUAACAAUUUUGAGUCGUAUAAUACUUGUUAAGUUACUGAUCUCUGACGUUUACACUUAAUUUGACUUAUAAUAGUAGCUUGUGGUCAAUGUGAAAUGUUCGUCUACCUUUGGAUUUUCUAAUAUAUGGUAAAAAGAACAACAUUGAAAGCUAUUAAAAGUCUAUGAUUGACAUUUGUAGAAGUCUUCUACACCUUAACUGAGACUCCAGGACUAAUUAAUAAUAAAAAAUACGUAGAUGCAAAAAUGUAUAAUAAAAUAAGAGUGAUUUAGAAUGAAUUUAAAAUACAGAAUUGUAUCGCGUUGCCUCUAUGAAAUUAAACUUAAUAUUUCAAAUAAGUUUAAUUUCAGAAAAUAGUCUCAAAUGAAAUAUUCUAAACUUUAUAGAAUGUUAUUUAUUACAUCUUUAAGAGUUACUUAGUAUCUUUGUCAUGGUUGUAUUCAUUAAAAAAUGUAUUACGUUAAAAGAAAUAAUUACGUAUAUAAAUACUAACUCAAGACAAUUAGGUAUGUUAAAUUAUGAUGAAAAUAUCCCAACAACUUAUGUAUAAAAAGUUAACUACUAGUUAUUUAUUCAUUUAAUUUUAAUGUUAGAUUAACUACAGUUUAAAAUCUCUGUCAAUUUAUGCUACUUCCCAUCAAACUAUGAUCGUGGAUCUGAUAUUUCUUACUGUGAAUUUGUGUAUAUGCAUGAUAACAAACGAAAUUAAUUUUCUAUAUUAAGUAUAUAUUACUUUCGCUGCUUUAAUCAUAGGUAUUCACAAUUUUGACAGAAUACGAUAAUAGGAUUAUGAAAAAUCGAGUGAGACAUGCAAUAUUAAACAUGGCUUUAUGUCUCUACUACAAACCAGGUUUAGUAUUAAAUAUAAAUUUUGGUUUAUAUAAUGGCAACAAAUGUUCAUUUUGAGAGAGUAGAAAGUUCUUUAAAAUAAACGUUUGUACUUCAAAAAUUGUGCAUAAUUAGUAUACAUCGAAAAUAAUAUCAUAAUUAGUAACCUUCUUAGGUAACUGUAAUAUAUAUACUGAAUAGAGAAUAUUCAUUAUAAAUAUUUUAUUGCUUUAAAAGUUCUAACAUAACGUAGAUGUGUUCAGUGCAAUGCAGACGCGGCCGAAAAUUAUGUAAGUACGAUGCACUAUUACAAUAUGAAUUGUUAAUGUAUCAAAGUAAUAAUUUAAAAUAUUGUUAACAGACAAAUCGAAACCAUUAGUAUCCCCGAAGAAAAAUGAAUUUUCCGUGCAAGGAGGCUAGAUUACCGUUUUUCGAAACCAUUUCACUUUGAAAAAAAAAACGUUCUAUAUAUAUCACUGCUAAAACACUGCCUUCAAAGGAUUUUAAUGAUUUCGAUUUCAUCCUUACAGGAUUCUGCAAAAACUAUCUUAACUUUAAACGUAAGUUAUAAAAUAGAUCACUAUAGAUUUCAGUUAAAAUAAUUAAUCUUAAUAUAUAUGUACGUGUUCUGUGUUCUUUAAUAAGCAUAAAAUACAAGUACUCGUGGCCAUGGAUCCAUCUACCCAGACCUACUUGUCGCUCAUGCAAUCGAGAGAACAGAAAACUACUAAGUAAUUUUCUUACAUAAAUAUGUUUCAAGAACGUAGAAAGUGCUACUUAUACCAUUUUUCAUAAUAAAUAAAUUCUGUUUUACUUAAUAGGUAUAUAAAUAUAUAAAUACAAAAAAAUGCUUGUUAGAUGUCUUCUAUUCUAUAACAAGAAAUUCUUAAAUAUCUUAUUAUUUAUUUAGCUGUACUUUUUAUCAACUUUGUCACACUUAUUUUUUAUAAAUAGGAACAACAAAAUUAAAUGUUUUAAACAUUGUAUAUUUCACGUGUAAUGAUAUUUAGCUUUCAGAAAGAACAAGAAAAAUUUAUAUUUACUUCCUGUUAUAAUUUGCAGUUUUAUUCAAUAAAUUUACAAGUGCGAACUAAUAUUCGACGUUAUUACCCUAUUAUUACUUUUAUAAUUUACUGUACAAUAUUAUCAUCACAUCAUAAAUAUAUCCAAUGAUCGUGCAAGCUAUGACGUUUAUUGUGGACAAAAAAUUUAAAGGUGUAUUUUAUUUUUAGGGAGGAAAAUAAACCAAAGUAAUUAACGUUACAUAUGAACACUUGCAACAUCGAUGAGAUUGCUUAUGUACUGCGGGCCUUAGCUGUAAAUUUUAUUUCUAGAUAUUUAUUCUAACGGUUAAAUCGUUUGUCAUAGUGCCGUGCUACAGUAAAUUAUAAAAGCACCCAUUUUCUAUUAUUAAUAUUUGCGAUCGAACUUUUGAUAUACAUAAAUUAACGUUGGGCGAAAAAUUUAAACAUUUAAAUGAACUCUAAAAUUUCAUUUUCCUAAAUUUGGUUCUUCCAUUAUUUAUAAUCUUGGCCUUUACUUUCAUGAAUAAUGUUGUAUCAUAAUAAAAUUAUUAUUAUAUCAAAAUAAAUUAUGGUAGUUUUUGGUUUAUCAUUUUCGUGAUAUACUUGUAAUUUCUCGGAUCUAAUAAAACAUAUUUAUAAAUGUAUAAGUUAUAUUGUUAUUUCCUUUGUUAAUUAGGUUAAAUCCGAUCUAUUAAAGAGUUUCUAUUUAUUCUUAUAGACUGAUUUUUUUAACCAGGGUAUAGGUAACAUUUUGUCUGAAAUUUUUUUGGCAUGUCCGAAGUAGAAGAAUAUUUUAGGUAUUUAUUUAGUUCUUGUAAUGAAAAACCCGUGUCCAGUAAUGUAACAUUGUGGAUAAUAAUAAAGAUUAUAUAAGUAAAUUAAUUGUGUUAGUUUUUAAAUGUGGUGAUGGACUCUGGUGCGUCAAUAGCAUAAACGGAACAUCAGCCAAUAUUUAAUGUUGCUGGUUUGUAGUUUAUGUUUUUUUUUUUAUUUUUUUUUAAGUAAAAUCGCCGCACUUUUUUAAUGUUGCAAAUAAUUCAAAAUUCUUCAUAUUUGGUAAAUUUAAAAUAACGUGUUAAUUAUGUUUAAUAUACAUGUAUUAACUAAAAUAGCAACCACUUAGAAAAAUGCUGAAAACUAAUCAAAAUAAUUGGUGAAAAAAAAUUAUUGUGAAUCACGGUACUCUAGCUUUAGAUAUUAAUAAACUGUUUUUAUUACUUGCUAAGUAAUCAUUGUAUUCUGGUAUCGAAAUACUAGAACGCAUAGUUCGCGAAUACAAGAAUAAAUAAAAAUUGUUUAUACUGUUUCAUAAUAGAAUCUUAAAAUAGGAAUAAAUUCUUAGAAUCUUGAAUAAAGAAUUUUAAAAUGGACAAAAAUAAGUCGCCCAAUCCUUUAUCACGUUUCUCCUGUG